AUGGACUAGGAAAUAAAAAAGCUUGAAUAACUCAAGUAAUAAGAAAUAUUGUUGAUGUAAUAGAUUUAUGAAAAGAAAAUUAAUUACUUGAAUACAAAAAUAUAAUUAUUAACAGAGGAAUCACAAUAAAAAGAUAUUGUAUUACAAAAUCUAAAAAAUGCAUCUUCAGAGAAUCAUAUUGAAUAAUAGGAUAAAACUCAAGACAUAAAGAAUUUAGAGAUGUAAAAAUAAAAAAUGGAUGAUUAAAAGGAUAAAGAAUUGUAAAAAUUAAAAACACAGUACUAGCUUGAUUUAUAAAAUAUUCAUCAACAAAUGAGGAAUCGAGACUCCAUUAUAGAAUAAAUGAAAUUAGAGAUUAAAAUGUUUGAGCAGUCCUCAAAAUAGAACCUCGACGAUUAAAAAGUGCAAAUCCUUUCUUAAAUCAUGGAUGUUUGCAAUGAAUUGCUUGUUUAAUUGUGA
Paramecium tetraurelia is the source of this 459-nucleotide messenger RNA. RefSeq lists its product as uncharacterized. The transcript is spliced from 2 exons. NCBI's taxonomy places the organism in Eukaryota, Ciliophora, Oligohymenophorea, Peniculida, Parameciidae. The record is from RefSeq and is a predicted model, not a curated record.